Molecule: messenger RNA, 2802 nt
Organism: Populus trichocarpa (black cottonwood)
Lineage: Eukaryota; Viridiplantae; Streptophyta; Magnoliopsida; Malpighiales; Salicaceae
Product: sterol 3-beta-glucosyltransferase UGT80A2
Exons: 15
Coding region: 350-1843 (497 amino acids)
Molecular function (GO): UDP-glycosyltransferase activity
Source: RefSeq, a predicted model, not a curated record
UGAGUAAUCCAAUGGAUUAACUUGAGAUAUAGUUGACUCACUGAGUCAAUCAAAACCUAAUUGAUUGAAACAAACUCAAGUGAUACUUGAUUAUAUUUGGUUAAAUUAUUUUUUUGAACUUUUUUUUUUUAGAAUGAUAUCGUUGCUUUCUUUCUUUUUAUUAUUUUUUUAAUCGAAGUCGACAUUGUUUUAGGAUUGACAUUGAUUGACCCGACAACCUUAAUCGGGUGCGGGUCUGACAGCCGCGGCACCAUCUUGGUUUCAUGGGCUUGUACCAUUAUUUCCAUAUAGUAUAUAAACGAAAUGCCCGAGCUUAUGACACGCUCUGUCUGUGACUGGGAGUAAAAUAAUGGGACCUGAGACAGAGAACAGGAAGCCAGUGGCUGUGUUCAUGGCUUUUGGUACGAAGGGCGAUGUUUACCCUCUCUCUGCUAUUGCCGCUGCUUUUGCUAGUGAUCAGAAACAAUACCGUGUGGUUCUAGUAACACAUUCAGCACAUCAGAACUUAAGCUCUCACUUGGAAGAAAGACAUGUUACGUUUUUAGGAAUCAAUUCACUGCCUGUUCUUUCUGUUUGCGACAAUUAUGGUGGUUCAGGAUCACAGGAGUUAGCUUUUUCACAACAAAAAAUGAUAGCCACAAGAGAGCACAGACAAGAAUGCUAUUCAGCAGUUGAAGGGAUUUUUGGACAUGGUCCAACCAUGGAGGGUGAUUUUAUCUUGAUAAAUUUUUUUGCAUUGGAAGGGUGGAGCCUUGCAGAACUUUUUCAUAUCCGUUGUGUGGUAGCUGCUCCAUAUGUUGUUCCAUACAGUGCACCUUCCUUAUUUGAGAGUCACUUUAGAAGAGAGCAUCCUCUUUUAUAUAAAUAUCUCCAAGAAGCUGACAGUAAUCAGGUUUCCUGGAAAGAUGUGGCUCAUUGGAUGUGGCCACUUUUUACCGAAAACUGGGGAUCAUGGAGAAGUGAUGAUUUGUAUCUGAGUCCUUGCCCUUUCACUGAUCCAGUAACAGAGCUUCCCACUUGGCAUGAUAGGCCACCGUCUCCCCUACUGCUGUAUGGAUUUAGCAAAGAUAUUGUUGAAUGUCCAGAUUAUUGGCCAUCAAAUGUCCAUGUUUGUGGGUUUUGGUUUCUUCCUACUGAAUGGCAGUUUUCAUGUAAGAAAUGCCAAGAAAUUUCAGAACUUUCUUAUCCUGGAGAUUUGAGGACAAAAGAUGAAGUGUGUUCAGCUCAUGUCAAGUUACAAUGUUUUCUGAUAAAUCCAGCAUCAACACCUCCUGUUUUCAUAGGACUAAGUUCUAUUGGAAGCAUGGGCUUCUUGAGGAACCCUCAAACAUUUCUUCAGGUAAUUCAAACUGUCCUGGAGAUCACAAAUUUCAGAUUCAUCCUUUUUACUGCUAGCUAUGAACCUUUGGAUGAAGCUGUCGAAGUUAUUGCCACUGACUCGUCACAUUUUGAUAAAAGAAAGUACCUUGAAGAGGGAAUCUGUCUCUUUGAUAACCGCCUCUUUUGCUUUCCUAAUAUGGUACCUUACCAAUGGCUAUUUCCAAGAUGUGCAGCUGCAAUUCAUCACGGGGGCAGUGGAUCCACUGCUGCAGCACUACACGCAGGCAUCCCACAGGUAUUAUGUCCAUUUAUACUGGAUCAGUUUUAUUGGGCUGAGAAGAUGUAUUGGAUUGGAGUUUCCCCAGAACCAUUAAACAGAAGCCAUUUGAUUCCAGAUAAACUGGACGAUGUGAGCAUCAGAAUGGCUGCAAAAGUUCUAUCAAGGGCCAUAAAUGAUGCCCUGUCUCCAAACAUCAAAGCACGUGCUUUGGAAAUUGCGGAGAGAAUUUCUCUUGAGGGUUAAGGGUACAUAAUGGAAGUGUUCAAAAAGCAGUACCAUUUGAAACUGUGGAAUUCUCAGUGGCAAUAGAAGGGUUUUAGUCUUGAGAAAGCAACUAAAAUAGCAAUAAUUAAGGAUCUACACUGAUUCAGAUAUCCUUCCCUUAUUAAUCUACCGGGUAAUGGCUAUCAAAAGCUGAAUAAGUGAUUAAGUUGCCAAACUAGUAGAUUGGAUGCUCCACAAGAGAGUUUUGGUUGGCACAUAUGAUUUGAGAGUCAUUGCUUUCUCUGGUGUACCUUUUUGGCUUUGAAAUGUGAUCUUGGCUUUUUUACCCUGAAAAGAAAUGAGGUGGAACCGGGCAUUUUUCUCUGAAAAUGUUAGUGUUAUAUAUUUCAUCUUUUUCGAAAAGAACCGUUAACAAUCAUCAUAAACGUUGCAUAUUUUUGUAUACAAAUGGCUUAAGAUUCCUUGCAUCAUCCUUCUUUGUAUGCAAUAUAAUGUUUGGCGUAAUUUCACAACACUCUUUUUGUUGUCUCUUUUCAAUUUUCAUGAUUUUGACAACAUCCUCCUCUCAUUUUUGUGCAAUUUACCAGGCUCUCCUUCACUUGAAGGACAUUAUGGAAAAAAUUGAAGAACUUAUAGCAAUGAGGUUUUAUUUGGAUUGAUUUCAACACCAUCUACUUAAAUGGCUUUUAAAAUUUUUUUAACGUACAAGUGUCUCCUCAAGAAUGGUUUAAUUGCACACUUAAAAAGUCUGAAAUCAAUCUUGAAUAUUUUGAAAAAUUCUUGAAAUUUGUUCAUGGUGUUUACGCUGAGAUUUUUUUUUCAUGGAAACUAGAGCUCUUUGCAUGGCCUAAAUAAGGCAUCGUUUGUUUUCACGGCUGGGCUGUGCUUUAAAAAAAAAAUUAAAUUUUUUAAAAUUUUUUUUUUGAAUUAAUUUGAUGUGUUCAUAUAAAAAAUAAAUAUUAUUAAAAAUAAAAAAA